Cryptotermes secundus is the source of this 691-nucleotide messenger RNA. Its product is annotated as cuticle protein 19. Bases 59 to 535 code for a protein of 158 amino acids. NCBI's taxonomy places the organism in Eukaryota, Metazoa, Arthropoda, Insecta, Blattodea, Kalotermitidae. Gene Ontology annotation, cellular component: extracellular matrix. The transcript has 3 exons. The record is from RefSeq and is a predicted model, not a curated record.
AGCAUCAGUCCAUAGCAGAUCACAGGAGCUCUAACAAGCACCCACAGGCUCGCAAACAAUGGCUUUCGCUCAGAUCGUCGCUGUGGUGUGUGUUGCCGUAGCCGUGGCUGAAGCUGGUGUCAUCGCCGGCUACGGUGGCUACGGUGGCUAUGGAGUUGCUGGGCUCGGCCAUGCCGGUUUGGGAUACGGUGUCGCUCCGGUGGCAGCCCUGGCCCCCGCUGUAGCCGCUCCUCACGGUUUGGCCGUAGCUGCUGCUGCUCCUCAUGCAGCUGUGGACUACUACUCUUACCCCAAAUACUCAUACAAUUAUGGAGUGGCCGACGCCUUGACCGGUGACGUCAAGUCUCAGGCCGAACACCGUGACGGAGACCUCGUCAAGGGUCAGUACAGCCUCGUGGAGCCUGACGGCACUCUCCGUGUCGUGGACUACACCGCUGAUGCCAUUAACGGUUUCAACGCCGUUGUUUCCAAGCAUGGCCACGCCGUGCACCCAGCUCCGCUUGUGGGCCAUCUCGGCUACGGACACGGCAAGUAGGCAGGUCACGUGACACUCAGCCAUUACAUUGACGACCUCAGCGCACCUAACAAAACAUACCCACUCUCGCUUCUAUAACAACGGAUCUAGAAUUCAUCAUAACUUUAUUAUAUAUUAUUUUCAUAAUUUAAAUAUUCUGUAUAGUGCAACACUUUG